Molecule: messenger RNA, 1317 nt
Organism: Parastagonospora nodorum SN15
Lineage: Eukaryota; Fungi; Ascomycota; Dothideomycetes; Pleosporales; Phaeosphaeriaceae
Exons: 3
Coding region: 1-1317 (438 amino acids)
Biological process (GO): mitochondrion distribution
Cellular component (GO): cytoplasm
Source: RefSeq, a predicted model, not a curated record
AUGAGGAAGAUCAAUGCACUGUAUGAACCCGAAGAUGACCGAAGCAUACUUGACCAACCUGGAGUCUGGCCCUCAAAGCCUAUCGUCCAGCGCACUCAACCAAUCCCACCUUCGACGUACCAGGAGCAUCUUGAUAACGGGUUGGAUCCACCAGCGCUGAAUAUCUCUUCUGUCAGGUACUGGUCGGACUAUAGCAGAGUGUUCUACCACCCCAAGUCCAUAGCUCAACUCUCCGAAUUUGAUGUCAACGACACACUCAUGCCCUUUGAGAAGUGGGAAGUUGGCAAGGGAUUGUUUGAGAAGCUAGAAAGAGAAGUCGACCUAGUCGAUCGCGACUUACGCCCAUUCGUCGAGGAGUGUGAUGGCAUCCAGGGACUGCAAAUCUUUACGGGCGUCGACGAUGCCUGGGGCGGCUGGGCAUCGGGAUGGAUAGAAAGGCUACGAGACGAGUAUGGGAAGAUGAGCAUAUGGACUUGGGGCUUGGGUGACCAGGGUGCUAACGCUGCAGUUGGAAGAGAGAGGAGACUGCAACAGAUGGUGAACGCUUCUCAAUCACUGCAAACACUUGGCGAGCAGUCGUCGGUAUACAUCCCCAUAUCUAACAGCCCGACCAAGACCCCAUCUUACCUAUCGCUUGAUGCCACUUCACUAUGGCAUGUUGGGGCUUUGCAAGCUAUUGGACUAGAAAGCAUGACCAUAUCCUCCCGACUGAGGACAUCCGUUGGUGGUCGCGGUAAUCUUCAAGACCUGGAAGAUACGAUAAACAGCACCGGAAAGCGGCGGAUAGGCAAAUUUGAGAUGAGCAUCGCAGACCCCGAGGUGCUUUCAGAAAACUAUUCCAAGGAGAUGGCACAAGCCGAGAAGACAGGGUCAAUGACAUCGCGACGAACAAGCGAAGACGAUGAAGAGCUUAGCAGUUUCGACAUCGACGUCUUCACGAGAGACUACCGGGCCGUAUCCAGGUCUGGCAAGAAGGAACACGUAUUCGGCAGAGCGGAGGUCUCUCGGGGCGACUGGAAUCUCACGGACGAUAACGAAGCGCGCGACCCUCACAACAGGUUCAAUCAAGGACCGACAUUGCAGAGCUAUCCAACAUCUAUAUUCGAUGUUGGUUCGGGACUAGGGACCAAGCUCGCUGUCCAUGCUGGACUCACCACGAGCACCGCGGUUGCGGGACAGAUACGCGCGGUUGAGCAAAUUGUCAAGCGACUGGUGGGAAUUGAGGAAAGAGAAGCACUCUGUAAUGGACUGCAAGUUCUCGCAGAAGAAUACGAUGAGGGCUGGGAUAGUGGCACAGAUAGCGACGAUGAUGGCUAA